AUGGACGAGAGCAAAGACCAUGAAGCUGAGAAGGCUGUCUCCACCAAGUCGACGGUAGAUGUUUUGGCCGUGGAAAUAUCGCCAAACCCGGCAGCCCUUAGUGACAAGCUGAUGCUGAAGGUGGACUUUCACUUGGAAACACCCGUCGCUAAUGGCGUCUGGGACAUCGAGUAUGUGGUGGACUGCGUCAUGAAACACCCGAUAAUUCAUAUCCUUUCCAACUCGUGA
Peronospora matthiolae is the source of this 228-nucleotide messenger RNA. The record is from the annotation of a GenBank genome assembly. Lineage: Eukaryota; Oomycota; Peronosporomycetes; Peronosporales; Peronosporaceae.